Momordica charantia (bitter melon) is the source of this 2538-nucleotide messenger RNA. The record is from RefSeq and is a predicted model, not a curated record. NCBI's taxonomy places the organism in Eukaryota, Viridiplantae, Streptophyta, Magnoliopsida, Cucurbitales, Cucurbitaceae.
UUCAGUAACUUUUAUUGUUUUCCUCCUUAUAGCCCCCUGAUGGCUUUUCAGUACUUGGGUGUGUGUGCUUUUGCUUCUUUGCUCUGUAUUUCCUCUGGGACUUUCUUUGCAUUGAUCUCAUUGCUUCCUUUUUUCCCUUGAUUUCUUCUUUUUUCCUUUUAAUGAUUCAAGUAGGGUUCAGAGUUUUUGGGUUGAUUUUGUUGCUUUCCGGCCGUGUGGUUCUCUGAGCUCAGAUUCUCUUUGAUCGAUUUUUCCUUUUCCCCCAAACCCCAUUUGGUUUCUUUUCCUUCCAUGACGUUGGGUUAAAGCAGAGCAGGGCAAGAAACGACAUAUGGGUUUCCUUCUCCUUGUGUUUAGGUGGGGUUUUGAGGUUUUUGUGAACAGUGAUUAUGAAAGAUCUUUCAUGUUUAACAAGUAAAGUACAGCUUCACCUUGAAUUUUGGGGGAAAUUUGCACCAGAGAGAGUUGGUGGUCUCACACUUUCGAGGCUAUUUUCUUUUCCUUCUGGGGCGAGCUCCUGCUGAUUGAUUGAUUCUUCCAUUCUGUUUCUGUAAUGGAGUCUUGGAGUUAUGUUUCUGAAGGAAAGGGAUGUAUGUCUGAUGAAAUUAAUUCACCUACUAGUUCGCUUGCAAGAAAUAAAGACUCUUUGUUGGGCUGGGAAUUCAAAAAUCCCUGCAACUUUGGUGGCGCUAUGUUAGCAACGGGUCAACAAGUCGACAAUCACGGUUUCGGGGAACUUGUUUUCCCGGAAAUGAGUGGGAAACAGUUACCUGACAAUUCAGUUUGUGAUAUUCUGAGUAGCAAGGUUGCUGGGGGAAGAUUUCUGAAUCCAACUAUGAAUUCCUCCAAUGCAUUUCUGGGAGAGGACGAAUCCACUUCAAAGCUCUCGGGCUCUAUUGUGGACUCGAGCAGCCGAGAUUCGUCGUUCAUUGAUUUAAAGCUGGGGAGAUUUGCUGACCAAAGGGAUGCUCAUGGCUACAAAUUUUUGAAGGGAGCCCCCAUUUUAUCUUCUUCUGAGUCAUCGAUGCCUUCGAAAAGGGUACGAGCUUCGGGGUUGAAUUCUCAAACUUAUUUCUGUCAAGUUUAUGGCUGUAAUAAGGAUCUCAGCUCCUCUAAAGAUUACCACAAAAGGCAUAAAGUUUGUGAAGUUCACUCAAAGACUGCAAAAGUUAUUGUGAAUGGAAUAGAACAAAGGUUUUGUCAGCAAUGUAGCAGGUUUCAUUUGCUAGCUGAGUUUGAUGAUGGUAAGCGCAGCUGUCGUAAACGCCUUGCAGGUCACAAUGAACGUCGGAGAAAGCCUCAGAUGGCUAUCAACUCUGGCAGGGCUGGGAGGUUUCUUCAGUCAUAUAAUGGUAGCAGGCUUCAAGGAACGACAUUAACUGCAACAUCCUUUAUCUGCCAAGAGAUACUACCUAAUGGUCUUUUGCAUCCUGAGAAGUAUGGAACAAAUGAUUGGUGUAGGAAUGUGAAAAUUGAAGACAAGAAUGAAUAUAUGCCUUUGUCUGCUGUUCAUGUUCCUAGUGGCCACCUGCCUUCGAAAUCCCUCUUCUCUCCUUACGAUAUCGAAACUCAAAUUCCCCCUUUUCACGACAAUGGACCGAACGCAGCUACUGGAAAUAUGUUCAAGGAGAACAGUAAUCAGUAUCCUGUUAGUGUAGGAGGUGUGAAUUCCAGUGCCCGUUCUUUCUUUAACAAUACCUCAUUAGGCAGUGAAUACUUCAGUGUUUAUAGUGCAGCAUCAACCGACCGAAUAUCAGGACUAUCCGACUCCGGUUGUGCUCUCUCUCUUCUGUCAUCUCAAACACAAAACUCCUCAACUCAUUCAUCUGGGAUUCCAAUCGCUCGUCCUCUGGUCUUGCUUGAUGGCCAAAACCACUACAACAUGAAUCAACUUUCUGAAAAGCUGAUGGGAGUAAGCUCCCAGGUUUCUGUGAGUGGAGUGUCAAAUAAAUUCAAUUCAUCAGGGUUGAAUGCUUCAGAAGGUUUUACCCUUGGUCCCAUACUAACACCUGAAACAAGUGAUGCAGUAAAUUUUGAAAUUACAAAUCGGAUUUUCCAUGGGUCAAAUUUGGCAGAUCCUAGUGAAGGCAGCCCGACCAUUGACUUGUUGCAGCUUUCAUCGCAACUUCAGCGUGUCGAGCACCAGAGGCAAGCUAUGCAGGUGAAACAAGAAAGUAAUGCUUUUUGCUGCCUCCGGAUCACUUAAAUUUUAUGCCAAAACAGGGACCGCAACGGAUCGAAGCUCGUGGUGGCUGUGAAGAAUGUGGUGGAAUUUUGAUGCACUGCUGAUGGGGAGUACUGUUGGUAGAACUUCAAAAUAAAGUAGCAUGAUUUAUAUUCCUUUCUCAUAUGAACUAACUUUGUUUCAUAAACAUUGAUAUUUGAUAUGUUGGUGCAAUUCUUGGACCAUUCUUGAAGUAUUCUAUUAUUGACUUGUUAACUUGUCUACACAUUCUUCUCCUACAUCCAUUGUUUUUAGGAUGUAUUUUACUUGUAGCUUUGAGAUAUGGGAUUCCCUCUUCUUGUGUGCUUUUUGGU